Messenger RNA from Pocillopora meandrina, 16713 nucleotides. The record is from the annotation of a GenBank genome assembly. NCBI's taxonomy places the organism in Eukaryota, Metazoa, Cnidaria, Anthozoa, Scleractinia, Pocilloporidae.
AUGAGAACGAACGAAAAAUGGCCCGAAGCUUUCGGUUUUACCGUCGGCGGACGAGCUCCUGUUGUCAUCCUGUCUGUUGACGAAAAUUCAGUCGCUCAAAGAGCGGGACUUCAACCCGGCGAUCAAAUACUCGAAGUCAAUGGGGAAAACGUUCAAGGAUUAAGCAAGGAAGAAAUAAUCCUAUUGGCAAAACGAUCGCGAACUGUCCCUCCAGCGCUCGCCGUAAUUUCACGCAUUCGAACUUUUGAUCUGCGUCGGAGAAGAGGACGGUUUGGUUUUGCAGUUCGCGGAAAGGGUCCUGUCUUCAUUGCGGAUGUAGAGCAGGGAAGCCCGGCUCAGAACGUUGGCAUUCGUCGUGGAGAUCUAAUUCUCCGUUUAAAUGGUGUUAACCUCAGACACAUGAACGAGAAUCAAGUUGGAGAAAUGAUAGAUUCUUGUGGACCUACAAUUUCUAUAGUCCUCAUUGCCGGAGCUGCAGACAUCGGAAUUACAGAUAAAAAAGAAGGAAAGAGUUCGUCUUCGCGAUACAAGAGAGCUAAAGAUUUCUUUGUGCAGGUCAGUUUUACACCGCUGUUUUGGAGAGUUUAUUUAUUAUUGAUCCACGUUCUUGUCUUUGUAUGGACAUCAAACACAUAAGUUUACACUUGGGUAGCGAAAUAAGGAUAAUUAGAUAUUGGUCAAGUUGUAUGACAUUUCUGUUAAAGCGAUUACAAACCCCAAUGUUGUUGUGAAUGGCGUCCAUUUGUCAAAAUGAUACGUUUUCCGUUGGAUUGUUGUAUUCUUGACACAUUCCAAGACAAAGAAAGAUGAACACGCAUUUUGUUCGAUUCAACUUCAAUUGUUCACGCAUAUUAUUAUAAUUCCGUACUUUUAAUUUCGUAGAUUUUACACGUCAAUUACAUUACAUGGGCUGUAUUUCUCGCCGAGCCUUUUGACUUAUCAUUAACUUGUUUGAUUUGUCAACAAAUGGGAAGGAAGAAAAAUGUUUAACAUUUUCAAGACCAUAAAAGCAAUCAGUGGGUUUUUUCUUUCAAUCCAAGAUAACACAAUGGUUGUAAGUUUAUGACAAGUUAAUUGUUGUACAAAAUUCCCGGAAUGAUGUAGAGAUAAACUCAAGAUUCAAAUGCUUGCUAGAAAACAUGAAUAAAGAUUUGACUACCAUAUUUGAUAGCAGGCUAUAGUGUAUCAAAUUCUUUUGGCUGAUACAUAAAUCUUUAUUUUGGACAAUCGAAACUGAAAGAACAGACAAUAUUUACUUCCCGCUUUUAAUUAAAUUCCAGUUAAAUAACAACUGACUUUUGAGUGGCAUAAGUGGUGAAGUUUGUGACAUAAAAUUGCCAUUUUAAAAAUAUAAGAAAAAAAAAGCACAAUUAUUGUACAUAAAAAGUAUAUUGACCAUUGUGUGCCAAAGAUGAAGUGAACUAUUUUAUAUAACAUAUUUAACCACUGACAGCCGUCAAUUGUAUGGGGAGCUGAUUUCAGAAUUAUUGAUAGUAAUGUAGUUGACUUUUGCUGUUUUCUCUUAAAGAUGAAUUAUUACUUAGCUGGCAAUGAAAGCAUUAAGAAGGAGCUUGUCAAGGCCCUCAAUCAAUAUGCACGAGACAGAUCUGUUGAGCAACUGGCACAGAAUCUCAAAAGAAUACUUAAAACUCCAGUGGAAAGAAAACUGCUGCGGGAUAUCAGGUAUUGUAUUUAAAAAUAGAUCAAUCUAAUCAACACUUCUGUCAUGCCAUGCUUCUCUGAUUUUCUUAUCAAGAGAAAACUUUGCUCCACUUUUCUUUUUCAAAUAGAAAAAUUAUGAAUCCAAGGUAAAUGACUUCAAAUUUACUGAUAUAUCAUAGAAAUAUAGAGGAGGAAGCAGAAAUUUCCCAUCGCCCUCUCCUCCUGUAGCCAUAUAGAUUUUUUUGACAAGAUGGGUAAUUAUUUUUCGCUCAUAUUUAAUCUUAUUAUUAUAACAAACAAAGGGGGUCUAUGUGGUUUUAUUCUCAAGUAGUUACCUAGUUUUCUAGGCAGUCACACCAUUGUACCAAAAUUGUGAAGUCAUUAGCUUUACUCUAAGUGCUGUUUCCUCAUUGUACUGUACAUUAUACUCUCUCUCCUUAUUCAUGAUUCACCUAAUGUUCUGUUUAUUUCUGUUUUGGAAUUUUUUAUUUUCUUUUAUAAGGAUAGAUUUUAAUGAACUUAGAAAUGUUGUUAGGUUGAUAAUUUUUUUACAACAUUUUUAUAUUUUAACAAUCUUACUUAACUGUUUUAAUUUUAUUUUUUUAUCUUCUAGGAGUUUCAUCCCCAAACGGGAACGGCCACUGUUUGACAUCUCGGUUGGAAUGAAUGGUGAAAUAAUGCAUUCUGAGAAACAGUCUGUUGAUGAAGACCUCCUCCCAGAUUUCUCCAGCAGCACUGACUUAGAGUUUCCAGAAUAUAACAGCAGUAACACUCCUGCUCUUGGCAGGUUUGGGUAAGUUGCUCACUAUUGCAUGUUUUGUUUGUUUCCUAAGGGAAAACACCAGACAGUUUUAAUGCAAUUUAGAAAUUUUGUUGGCUAAGGUUCUUUGUUGAAACUCCCUUAUUCUUUGUAUACUUUGCAAUUUAGGUUUGCAAAUAGAGAACCAUGACAGAUUUGCAGCUCUUCUUUCCUUUAGUGUAAACAGUAUUAUCAGUAGGGAAUCUGAUGGGCUUCCUAUAGCUUUUCUCCCAACCUUGCCUUAAUGCUGAAAUCUUCCUCUUAGAACAUGGUCAGUCGGAACAACUCACGCCAAUCAGUUCAGGGAGAAUUUAGCAAGACGGCAAGCAAGAGAGAAUAUGGCUGCUCCACCAAGGCAAGUAUUACUUUAAUUAUCUGAUUGUUGUGCUUCAAUUUUGUCCUUGAUUCACUUUCUGUCUUUUCUUUUGUUUUUUGGGUUUGAAGUGUUCAGCCCCUAAAGUGUGUGCCCAGGAUAAAAUUGAACCUCAUUGCAAUCAGUUAUGGGUACUGUUCAAAGUGUAAUCAGUAUAACAUUAAAUAUAGCAAUUCUUAGUGAUGAGAAUUCAUAAAAACUUCAAUUAACCCUUUCACUCCCAAGAUCUCAUUGGUAAUUCUCCUUACUGUCUGCAAUACAAUUCUCAUGAUGUUAAUAAGGAGAAUUUGGUAUUGGAUCAACUAACAAUCCCCUAAUUGAUAUUAUUCAAUAUUCUCAUCACUUGCCGGCUCAUUUUUGUAUUGAAAUUGCAAAGAGAAAUUCUGUCUUGGUCACUUAUGGGAGUUAAAGGGUAAAAACAUUACUGCCUGCAUAUAGUUAUUAACAUUUAAAUGUUUUUUAAAAAUUAAGUAUGCAUAUGCACGUACCAAAUUACUCCCUGCAUUGCUUACAUGUAAUCCUGCUUUUGAUUAGAAAAAUUACUUCCUGGUCAUGCCAAGAAGUGAAAGGGUUAAUUUAGUAUUUUAAUGGGACAAGUUUUACUGAUUUGAAGAUUUCACUGUUUGCAAUGCACAGGACUGUAAGAAUAAUAAGAGAGGGACCUGGGUCAGGGUUUGGAUUUACACUCAGUGGGGAUUCUCCUGUGUUUGUUAAAUCUGUUGACAGAGGUAAGUGUUUGUUCAAAGUGUUUGUAAGUCUUGUUUGUAUUAGGAGAUAAAUUUAUGAAGGAAAACUUGUAUGUAUCAAGUUCUUUCUAGCCACUUAGAGGCUGACAUACAUGCAGGGUAUGCUUUUGGCUGGUAGUUACGGUAAGUGCAACAGGAGAUAUCAUCUUUCACACAAUUUCCAGGCAUAUUGAACUUGCAUGGACAAUCAGAUUAGAUGGCAGUUAGGACUAGGCAGAGAACAGAUAACUUACAUGGAAGGUGUGAUUAUUUAGAAAGGUUGUGAAAAUGUGAGGCUAACAAAGAAAAUUGAUUUAUAUUAACUGAAAUUAAUUCAAAGUUAGCCCAUUUCACACAGUUUUUAUGAGUAAAUCUGGGCUGACCCAUAACUCUUAUUCUGUAGCAAAAUUUGUUUAGUGCUAGUCAUGGUGGGGGAUACAUGUGAGACAGCCAAAAAAAUUCCAAGGUGGUUCUGAUUGUAAUCCUCUCACUGGCCAAUGACUUUCUUUUUUGUAGGAGGAGCAGCUUCUCAGGCUGGGAUUAAAGGUGGUGACCAUAUACUUGAGAUAAAUGGACUAAAUGUCAGGUGCAGUAAAAGUUUCAUUUGUGAACUAUCCUACACUGUACUUGCUUGUACAUAAACUAUAUACUUAACCAUAGGUAUCACAUACAAACUGUGAUCAUUACUUCAUUAAACCUUCAUAGAAGGAUAAUGCUUCUUUUUUUACUCAUUAAUCUAGUAAAAAACAUUGAUGGUCAGAGUAAAUUUAGAUUCUUCCUCUUGAAACUUCUGCCCUAAUAUAAAUAAUUUUUUGUCCAAUUUUGCCGCAAACAGUACUAACCAAAAUAUGUACUUUGAACUAAACAAAAAUGUAGAUUUUUUGACUGUAAGGUGAGGUAGUCAUUCAAAUCAGCUGACAGAAGGUUGCGUCAAUUAAAGUCAUCUAAAUAUGCAUUAAUUUGUUUUCUGCAGAGGAAAGUCACAUCAACAUGUAGUGCAGCUGUUGAAAGGAAGUGGUUCAAAACCAAGCUUGUUAGUUCAAUGGCGCCCCAUGAGUGCAUUAAAGCAUCAGUCGUCUCUCUCAUCCCUGCCGUCAUCCAGCAAGUCUUCACAGCUUUCUGUGACCUUUGAAAAUGAGAGACCUGCAACUGUGUCAAGGUGUUCUUUAAGAGCAUCCAAGGCUUUCUCCCUCAGAGGUGAUCUCUUCAUAAAUGGAACUGGGUAUAACAGAAGUGACUUGCAAACACUUUCCCGCCAGUUCAAAAUACAGGUACUUUGCUUUACAAUUUUUAUGUGAUUUUGUCUGAUUAAUUCUCCAGAACUGCUUAUUCAUGUCAACACUUUUUCAUCAGUUUUUGUCUUCAGAUGCCACAUGGACAGAACAUUAUUAACUUUUGACUUUUGGUAAUUACAAUUAUAACAAAGCUUCAUUUUGAUUCACCAACCUACAGAUAAGUCGUUUACUUACACGUGGAGAGCAACUUGUUGUAAAGCAGAGCCUUGAUCAGUACAGUAGAGACAGGUAACUAGUGAGAAAACUUGCCCAUCAUUUUAUAAUGAGUCUUAUUUGUCUUUAAUUUAUAACCAAUGGUUAGGUGGAUACGGGAUUGCUAUCAGAAAGGGAUCUGAGAGCAUUCUCUGGAUGUAGAGAGGAUUAUUAUCUAAGAGUCUGUUUCUUAUCUUUAGAAAUGUACAGAGACUAAUCAAUGCACUGGAACCUGUCCUUGAUGAUGGAGCUAAACUGCAGAUGUUACAUUACCUAAGUGAACUUCUGCCGGAGGCUGAACAACAAGCAUUUGACAGAGCUGCAGCAAGAAUGAUCUCCAGGAAGAUGGACAGUAUGUGAAGAGUCUUGCUUUGCAUUUAUAACUUACCUGUACAUUUAUAAAACACAACUGGCUUUACAAGUGGAAAGGCAUCUUGAUUUCAAGACCUUCAAAGGUUCCCUGCAAGUGCAUUCUAUUUUGAAAGUGAAAUUAUCGAGAAGAUUCUUUUGUUUUUUAUUUUUAUUUUUAUAUUCAAGUUGUCCUGAUGUUGCCUUCAUGUUUUGGUUUCGUUGCUUACUAUAUAAAAUGAGAUCAAUUAUUUUCUUCCCUGUUUUAGAGAAGAUCUUCUGAGACAUUUAGCUACAGGAAGUCUAAUUUGUACAUUUUUAAAAUCAAUUUAUGAAAUAUAUAUAUUUUGGAAUAACUAGGCAAACUUUCCCCUGCAAAAGAUGCUAAAGAACUUACUUUGAAAAUCUUCUUAUUGUUUUAGCUGGUGUUGUACCGAGUCUGAACACUAACAAUGAUGAAGUUGUGGAUGUACUGUACAGAGUGCAAGCAAGACGGCUUGUAGACGCACCAAGAGCUCGUACAACAACGCCAGGAGCAGGUACAGAAAACACCCCUGUCCCUUCCCAACAAUUAUCAAAAUUUUCCUUGUGACUGCCAUACAGAACCCUUUUAUUAAUUUUUACUAAUAUUGAAUUGUAUGACUCUAUACUGGUUUUCCCUCCAUAAAUACUGGUUCAUAACAGUUUCUUUUCCAUGAGCCUGUUUUCCCCUUCAUUUCGUCAAAUUUUGAGCGUGCUUUUAUAACAAUUUUGCAUCUUUAGUUGUAAUAAGAUAGCUUUUGGCUUUGCUCCUACUGAGCUAAUCCGUUCAUGUUUCUCUUGUUAGUUCGAUCAGAGGAGCCGUAUGGGGAAUGGCCUUCAUCUGGUGCAGCCAGAGGCCGACAUAGCCCAGGAUUUGGCUAUGGUUAGUGGAAACUUCUCCAAUGACUUUACCAUUUUUACACUUCGUAUGUACAUUGCUACAGAAAUUUUCACUCUGUUUGGUGUAAACUGCAACUUCGAGCAUUAUUUAGUAAUUUUUAGUCUUUGAGAUAGAGCAUAACAGUUUCUACAGUGGAAAUUUACAUAAAUGGCUUGCUGCCGAGGACUUUCAAAACCUUAGGAUACAAUUAAUUGUUGAUAUUUCACAGGGUCAGAUUUGGAUACUGUGCCUGUGAGGGAUGUUAGAUCCAGAAAUGGCACUCCUGAUUCCGGAUGGGGUGAUGAUGACGACGAGGAACUGGAUCUCGGAGGACUUGGUAAGAUUCAAUAACUUUAAUAUUAGAUGAAGAUUAUGGUACAAGCUAUGAUACAAUGAAGGUCUACGGGGUAGGAGAGUUCUUUUCGUGGGUUGGCCAUUGGAUGUUUAAUUUAUCGAGUGCAAAAGCUUUUUCUGGUUAGAAAAACGUUCAUGUUGGAUAUUUCGUGGGUAAUUCGUAGCAGGCUAGUAAAUGGACCGGGCCUCAUUGCACUAAACAAGUGAACAGAGGUACCAGGUAUAUCUAACAAGAGUGUAAUUGGGUCGAUGUAGCGAGGCCCCGGUUCCUCAACACUAUUCAAGGGAUAAAUCGCCAUCCAGCGGAUGAGUGUUUACAAAACAUAUUGCGUAAUCCAUCGGAUAAAGAUUUACCAAGUGGAUAGCGUUAUCCACCCUUCGAAGAACCAGGGCUAGGAAAUCCGUUUUUAACUAUGGCUAAAGCCAUGUUGCGCAGUGUUAAUUACUUUCUUGAAUAUCUCCUGCUAUUGACAGAGGAGUUAGCCGACGCGCUAUUGGCAGAUGAAAUAAGGAAGUCGAGUGUAACCAGCCUGACGACGCAAGCACAGGUCCACGCUCCUUUCACUGGCACCUCACCCGAACCAGGAGCCCCAGGAAACCGUGGGCAGGGAAUUGUUACCUCAACCCCGCUUUCAGCGUCUUCAGGUGGUAGUGGAGACAGUGGUAUUGUUGUUGGAGCAGGAGAAACGUCUGGGGAAGCUGUGGAGAAAAUCCAACAUCAACUGGCGAUUACUACACAGGAAUUAAUGGAGACAAAAGAGGCGCUUGAUGAAAGUGAGAAGAAGAGGAAAGAACUAGAAGAGCUUGGAGGUACAGUCAGCCCGAACAUAAUUAUUUAUAUAUUUAUCUCUCCUAUUAAAUGAAUGAAUAUCACUUUUAACGAGAAUUUUCGAAGUCGCCAUUGCGCUCAAGUCCCAGCCUCAGUGUGCAGGACAUUAAGUGAGCCAAGGCACCGGCGUGUCGAUAGUCACGGGUUCCGCUCGCCAUGAAAUACUGAUUCUUUCCCUUUUUCGCCGCUCUUUUUCAGACUUUUCUCCUUCUUUCUUUUUCAGAUCCCGGUAGUAGACCCAGCUCUCCCAACGCUGUAGAGAAUCCCCUAGAUGCUGCGGUUAAAGCUCGGCGGAAAGAUCAAGAUGGGAAAGAAACAGAAGGUAAAUUCGCUAAACUAGAAGUAACAUUUUAUAGAGAAUUCUUACAGUGCGUGACUGACUGAAGCGGUGUUACGAUCGAGGUUCCGAUGUUGUUUACUCACUUACUAUGCAUGUUAUUUACUAAUAAUUCAUGUCUUUGCAGUCUCUCAAAGUGUCAGAUACCUGUAGGCUAGAUUUUCUGUGUGUGAGUUUAUAGUCUAAUUCAAAAUCGUUUGCUUUUACCAAGGAACCCAAGAUGUCGCAAGUACAAGCGCCACUCCUCCUCCACCUCCUCCCCCCAUGGGAGCACCACCACCUCCACCGCCACCGCCUCCUCCCCCACCGUCUGUCCCUCCUCCUCCCCCUGUUGGGGGUGCUGGAAACGUUCUUGCACCAAUGCAAUUGAAGAGAGUGAACUGGGAGAAACUGAGUAUCGCUGGUUUAGAAGACACUGUUUGGGCUAAGGUAAGGAUUGUUCUUAUUAACGAUCUUGUAAAAGUAUCCGUUUUUUUGCCUUAAAGUUUCAUUUUAAACACAUAAUUAAGAGGUUAGUUCGUUUAUCGAAGUAAAUUAAAAAUGGCGCGAUUUGAAAUGUAAAAUAGGACGCUUGCCUGUAAUUCGCUCUCCCCGCCCAACACAUGCAUCACACAAAAGGAAAACAGAACGCUGAUUACGACUUUGUUGCUUGAGUUUGCCUACGUUGUCACGUUUUAUACACAUAUAAUUGCGAAUAUGAGAAUAGGAAGACCUACCCUUUGACAUACCUAACUGUCUCUUUGGCGCACUCCAAUCAACUUAUUCGACAUGUACCCGUCAAAAAGAGCGACGAAUGAAAUGCGAUCUGAAGCAGCGGAUUUGAAGUAGAAGCGGCAAACUCACACGAUUCUGGCACUUCUCGGAUUCACAGGCCAUAUCUCGUAAAAUUGUUUGUCUUCAUUUGGUUCGUUUAUUUUCAAGUAAAGCGAUUUGAAUCAGGUGCUCUACCAUUGCCAUGUCAAAUCUGUCUGAAACGACCCUUAGCAAAGUAAACCUCUGCAGCUUUCCACCACUGACCAAUCUUUCUCUUUGUUCGUAUUACAGUUGGGACAAAACGAGCCGUCAGAAGAAGUCAUCGAGUUCAUUCAACUCGAGCAAAGUUUCAGUGCCAUACAGAAAGUAUCAAGUGAGUUUGAUUUCUCAUAAAGUUGAGUUUGUAGCUGUUUUGCAAACCAAAUUGUAAUAAUUUUUAUCCUUUUUAGGUAAAGAGGAGAAAAAGCCUGCGAAACCACAAGUAAUGAAUCCGAAGAAAACCUACAACAUAGGUACGUAAUAAGAAUGCUAAUUUCCUUUCAGCGGUCAAAAUGUUUCGCAUGUGAGACGUUUUGGCUGUUUUACGCGCAAAAUUUGUAGCAUCAUUUAGCCCGCUUAGCCUGCGAGCAAGCUUUCCUUUUUGAAUUGGCGAGAGACGCGUCGCGAACUCCUUUUCUUGCCGCUCAACGGCUCUGGCGCUUCUCACGAGAUGCUUUGCUGAAGCUUAACACCUCACUACUGUGAGUGUUUGGCUUCGGAUACAAAGGUCUGGGCAAAGCGAUGAGUUUUUUGAUCACGAUACAUCACUCUUGAAGAGCUUUUCUCCUCCUGCUCUCCUCCUAAGAUGACGAACAGGUUACGAUAAACAGAUGAUAUGCUGCGAGGAACCUCGGACAAACUGGCUUCUCUUCGAGGAGCACUUCUAGUCGCUCAGUGCUGCGGAAACUGGGAUGUGCUCGUACCAUGAGAGUCACGCGGUCCACAGUCAGUAAAUUUUACCAUUUAAUGACGUUACCAUUUAAUGGCGUUCUUUGUUUCAUUUUGCAGCAAUUUUGUUGGGUCACUUGAAAAUGCCAUUUGAAGAUAUAAAACAAGCACUCCUGUCGAUGGACGAUGAGAAGUUCAGCGAGGCUCAUUUGAAACAGCUUCUCCUCUAUGCACCAGACAGCAAAGAGGUAAGGGCGGUAGCUAUGCUAGGUGAGACAUUCUGUGACGUUACUUUCAUUGUGCGCAAAAAAACAAACUUUUUCGGGGCUGGUUCCCUUGAGUCUCAAAUCGUCUUCGUUGCAUAAAGUGCUUUUUUGAGUCCAAGCGUAUGAGUAAAAGAAGCCAAAUGAGCAUACAGUUACAUGUAGUUGUAAGUUUAAUUCCUUAAGGGUCUCGUUGAGUCAACUAACAUGUUUUCCAUCUCUUCCUUUCCAGCUCCAGAAGUUUAAAUACUUCGCGGACGAUGUUUCUAAGUUGGACAAAGCAGACAGGUUUUGUUACGAGGUACGUGUAGUUACGGUAACGGCCUGAUGUAACAGACGCGUAUUAGUUUUUGUGCACAACACUUUUUCUCAGUUGAAUAUUCUUAAUACAUGGCAAUGUAGACGAAAUAUUGAGAUGGCGGUUUUGCUGUGUGUAAGGUUUCAUAGAGAGAUUUUUGAAAAUUGCUAAGAGCUCUGUUUUUGUGCUGGUCUUAUUUCGGUCUUCGACUCAAUUAUAGCGAUGUUUUAAGUUUCUUUUCUUGUGUUAUGUAUGUGAGGUUUCUUUAUCUUUUCUGCAGAUGAGUAAGGUGCCUUGGUACAAACAACGACUGAAAGCUUUGCUCUUCAAGGCUCGUUUUGCUGACAAAGUAGAAGAAAUUAAACCGGUAAGGCGUUAAACAUUAAGCUCUCAAAAAAUAAAGAAAGAAGAGAAAUUAAAACUUUGAUUUAAGUUUCGCUCAGCGAAACUGACUCGAAUUCAUUCAAUCCCGUGCUCUUUUCUUCUACACAAUCAUUAGUUACUAUUACUAUCCUCAUAAUCAUCAUCAUCGUUAUCACUCUCAUCAUCAUCGUUAUCACUCUCAUCAUCAUCAUUAUCACUCUCAUCAUCAUCAUUACCAUUUUUAUAUUGUUGACUGAAUUAUUUUUCAGGACUUAGAGUCUGUUCUUGAUGCAUCUGGGGAACUUAGAAAUAGUACAAAGCUAAAGAGGAUCCUAGAGGUAUGAUGGCUUACUAUAAUUAUGAUUACCUAUCUAUGAAAGCCUUUGCGGCGUUUUAGAAAGAUAUUUUUUAUCGGAAGUAAUCUUUCAGGGUAAUUGAGUCGUUUUGGCGCCCAUGGAGAGUUGCCUCUGCAUAUAAUUUACAAGGGCAGCUGAAAAUGAAAUUUCGUGCGCGUUACGAAUCGCCAAUAGAGUACGAAUAAGCCACAAAGGAACAAGGGAGGUCAAGUUAGGUUAGAUUUUGUUAUCUACCGUGAUUAUCAUAGACUGAGGAGAUCGAAUACAACUGUCUGUGUUUCUUUCUGUCAGUCUGUCUGUAUAUCUGCCUGUCUGUCUGUUUCUCUGUCUGUCUGUAUAUCUGCCUGUCUGUCUGUAUUUCUCUGUCUGUCUGUCUGUAUAUCUGCCUGUCUGUCUGUGUUUCUCUGUCUGUCUGUCUGUAUAUCUGCCUGUCUGUCUGUGUUUCUCUGUCUGUCUGUCUGUAUAUCUGCCUGUUUGUCUGUGUUUCUCUGUCUGUCUGUCCGUCUGCCUAUUCACUAGACUGAUUAAUUAACUGACUGUUUGAUUGAUUUCAGCUUGUUCUAAAGAUGGGUAAUUACAUGAACAAAGGAAAUAUGAGGAUAGGAUCAGCCGCUGCAUUCAAGAUUGAGUAUUUGAACAAGGUACAUUUACUUUUCCUACUGUAGCCCUGAAAAGUCAAUUAACAAAGUACUCUUUAAAACCUCCCAAAAUUUUUAAAGCCACUUUCUUACUGAAAAUUAUAAAGUAGUUUACGUACCUAAACGCAGCUCAGGAGAUCUCUGAAGUCCUUUGUAACUUGUUCUCGCCAUUGUAGAUGUUUUUGCUUGAUAGAGUUCCAUAUUUUCAAUGAUAGUUUUUUUCUUUCAUUCUGUACAGCUCAGCAACACCAAAACCUCAGACAACAAAUCCACUUUGCUGCACUUUUUGGUUCAGUCCAUCGAGUCUAAGUGCCCUGAAGUGUUAAACAUCAAAGAAGAACUCGACACAGUGCCUACAGCGGCUAAAGGUACGCUUUAGAACUUAUGUGAGUGAUUGUUGUCGAAUUUCAAAAUGGUUACCACGGCUUAACACAACAGAGGAAAAUACCGCAAGUAACCUAUGUGGAGACAGAGUGAAAACAAGCAACUUGAAGCGCAAUAACGCAAGAAUAACCUAACUCACGUUUGUUUAGGCUCUGAAAUAAUGUUUUUGCUUGAUGCACUUGAAUGAAAUUUUACUUUUUAUUUUGUUUUCCUAGUUUCGGGGCAAAUGGUGGCUUGUGAAGUGGAAGAGUUGGCUGAAGGAAUGAAGGUUUGUCUAGUGCUCUGUUCAUUUUGUCCUGUUCGAACGAGCUCACAAAUUGCAAGAAAAUGUCUUAAAACGGCAAAAAAAAUAGCAUUUCCAUAACUUUCCGCUGUGGUACAUGUUUCUACAGGAGCUUAAGUCAGACCUCGGAGCUUUCCGGUCACUGAAGUCACAGGAUCCAAAUGAUAAGUUUUCACUUGCGGUAAAGGUAAGCCAAUUUCGAAUUUCGUUUUCACUAUCAGCGUUCAUUUAGUUUAGAGAUUUUUGCGUGCAUUUUCUAUUAACUGCAUUUACUUUCCCACAUUGUACACCUUUUUUCCAUAGUUUUACCAGUGUUUUCCCUUUUCAUACUUAUUCUCGUACUAUUCCAUUAAAAAAAGCUGAUUUGGACCCCGGACCGAAUUUUCCCCCGCGAAAACCAUUACAUCGCGUUUCUUCUGAGUUGCAAGCAGGGAAUGGUUUUAUCGAUAGAUUUAUAUAUCAAAUUGGCAACUAUGUUCAUCCGGGAACAUGACCAAACCUAAUUGUUUGGAGUGCAAUCGGAUAAAAGAAAUUCCUCUGAAUGGGAUGUGUCUUUACAUAAGAUUCCUCAGAACUUUAAAGCCACACUGAAUUUCUGAACUGAAAUUAUCCAAAUUUAUUUGGAAUAGAAUUACAAAUGCCGACACCUAAUAGAGGCUAUGGCGACGGUAAUUGCGCCACUUCCUUAAAUGGUUUCAGUGAGGUCUGAAAUAUUGUCUUUAAUCCAAACCUUUAGAACAUUAUAGACGAAACAGAAGGAGAAUUAAUUGAUCUGCUUAGCUUGCAAGAAAAUUGCACCAAAGAAUUCCGAGAAACAGUGAAGUUCUUUGGAGAAAAACCAACUUCAGCUACUACAGAAGAUUUCUUUGGUAUUUUUGCAGCGUUUAUUAUGAAUUUCACGGUGAGUGAUUCUAUUAUGUACCGUUCCGUUUUUGAACAAUAUUGCAUGAAAUUGCUGCAGAGCGCUUUUCGAUUGAGUGUCGAAAAAGUAUAACUAUAUCACAACAACCAAUCAGAGGAAAGGAGAAUAUACCUUGCAGAGCCAAUUAGAACUCAGAGUAAAAACUGCAAAGCGCUUUAAGCACGGGAAAACGCGGGCGACCAAGUUGUGUUUGGUUUUUUAGUUUUGGAACCGAUUGGUUGAGAGAACGGUGCACGUUUUCUCGACCGAUCACAGGGCAGAGUGAAUCGAGACCAAAGCAAUGUUGGAUUACUUUGUCGCUCUCUUGCCUUGGGAUUCGUCGAAAAUGAAAAUGUGCUGUCAACUCUUUCUUAUUAUUAUAGUUAUUAUUAUGAAUCAUAAUUGUGUUUUGGUUUCCACUGUAGAGAGCACAUGCAGAAAACGUAUCGAGACAGAAGCAGAAGGAAGAACAAGCCAAAAGAGAGAAGCAAAGAGAAGUAUGGCCUCAUUGUUUCGUUUCUUUUCUUUGAUGAAAAUUCCUUUUCCUCCAAUACCCUGGGUGUCUUCCUUCCGGAUUCAUACUUUAUCCUCUCUUUGUUCUCUUAAUUCAUACCUCAGUGGUAGUGCACGCCAUGGUUGCGAAAUAGGGUGUUCAUCGUUAUUUGUCCGAUCGUACAUUUAUUUGAUUAUUUUUUAAUUUCAUUUUUAUUACUUUUAUCGUUAUUUGUCUUAUUCGACGCGUGUGAUACUUCAGUUAAAGUCAAUCUAUAGAAUAUUUAUGUAUUCUUGUAUAUUUUCAUUUUUAUUUUUAUGCGACCAUGUUUGUUUAUUUGCGUUUUUUUCAUUUAAAUGUUUGUUUUAUUAAGUCACUGUACAUAGCAUAUACACUAGUAGGACAAUAGAUUCCCGGAAUAGCGAAAGGUGAAGCCCUAGUUCACCGUGUCGACUGUCCCUCGCCGUAUUGUAUAGUUAGUUGUUCUGUCCGUCUUAAAAUAACACACACGCUGCUUUUAUUUUAUCUAGGAACGCACAAAACAGCUAAAAAGUUUCAGAGAGCGAAGUAUGAGUGAUCCUGAUUUUGAACCUAAAGAUGAACUUAAAGAAAGCUUCAAGAAACGCCGUAUAAGCAGUGAACAAAGUAAUGACAGUGUAUUUGGUUCGCCUUCUUCACCUCGAGUGGCAUCGUCAAACUCGCCCUCUUCCCCUCGCGUAGCAUCGCCUAACUCGCCUUCUUCCCCUCAAGUAGCAUCGCCUGACCCGCCUCCUUCCCCUCGAGUAGCAUCGUCUAACUUGCCCUCUACCCCUCGCCUAGCAUCGCCUAACUCGCCUUCUUCUCCUCGCGUUGCAUCACCUAACUCAGUCGUGAAGCCCGUGGAUACUCAACCGAGUGAAGAACCUCUUUGGACGGUGGUGGAUGUUAGUACAUCACUUCCCAAGAAAGAAGCUCCAAAGGUUGUUUUAGAGCCUGCAAAAGCGCCGAUGGUCACUAAACCGAAACCUGCACCUCCCCCCAAGAUAAAGCAAAAGUCGCCGCAGUCGAACGCACCCCAAAGCCCUGUAAAAACAUCGGCUCCAAGACCAAGUAAACCCGAGCCACCAAAAUCUGUUUCAAAACCGGCGAAACCGGUUCCACUAAAACCUGUUAACUAUGCUGGAAAAAUUAAAGUAGGCGGAGCUGACGAAAAUGUUAGUAAAGUGGAACUAAAGAAGCUCGAGAUAGAGAGGAAUGACGGUAACGAUUUAAAAACGAGUAUUUCACCUAGUAUGGGAGUGAAAAGUAUGCUAUCGGUAUUUGAAGGCUCUGGACGGGAAAUGCCAAGUUACGCCAAACCCGAUAUGACUCAGAAAAAGCCCAAGUCUUUCUUCAUCAACAAGGGGGAAAGUCCUAGUGCUCCUAGAGUAAAUGACAAUCAAAUCGAAGAAGAAAUCCACUCUAAUGAAUCUCCACCUAUUCCUGAUCGUAAUUAUUCAGAGGAAGACAUAUCGCUAGCUACUAAGUCACCGCCCGUGUCUCCACCUUCACCGGAACGCGACGGUUCCACUCAAUCUUCACCCGAACUUGAUGGUUUUAACUCGUCGAAAUUCGACAUGACUUUAGACGAAAGCACUCCGGAAGUUGUCGAGAAUCCUUACGAAGUCGUUGAACCUCGAACUGUAAAACCUUUGGUCCCAUCUGCUCAGGAGAACCCUUCACCUCCGCCACCGCCGCCCCAUAAUCGCAAAGUAAGCAGGAAAGAUAUGCCCCCAGCACCUUCCAGUCCUUACAAGGACAGGCGCCCAUCGCCACCUUCACGUGAUGCCAGUCUGCCUAAAGUGGAUCCGGAUUAUGCAGAAGUUGGAGAACUUCGUCGCAAUGAAAGUCCAUAUUCCGAAGUUGUGGAUAGGUCUUCGACGCCCGAAGUGGAGGCGUACUUCACUAGGGAUGUCGUUGCUGAGUUCGUGACCAAAAUGAACGAUGCAAAACGUCAGGCUCCUCCCAAACCACUUCCUUACAAAACGAAAGACGUCGUGGCAGUUGAAACAAAGGUCAGGGCACCACCGCCUAGACCUGCUCCCUUCCGACCGAAAAGUAUUCAAGAUAGUUUUCCGAAUAGCAUUGUCACGUCGCAAGAAGAAAGGCUCCAAUCGCCAGAGACUCCGUUUUCCCCCAAGUUCCCUGUCGUUGUGCCUGGUUCGCCCACGCUUUCGUCUGCUAAACUUCUCAAUUCUCCGCCAACAUCAAAUUCUUCGUCACCUCCACUAAACAGGCCGCCGCCACAAUUUAAGCCACCGCCUCCUCCAAGGGUAUCUUCUAUAGCUGGCACUGUUAACGAUGACGUCAUCAAAGCAUCGACUUCAGUGAUUGAAGCUCGCAAUCUGUAUUCUGGCGUGGAAGUAAAUGGUGGGUUUGACAAAAAUGAAAUCCCUACUCGAGAUAUAAACGGUACGUUACCGUCCAAGCCAGCAUUGCCUUCAAAACCUCUUGUCGGCCCCAAACCAUUCCAAGCAAAAGUGGACAUUGGACCGCCAAACUUUAAACCUCCGCCGCCUUUAUUGUCGUCAUCUCUCUUCACUAGAGCUAAUGGAGUCACAUCUGACUCGAUCACGUCCGACCGUGAAACAACUGGAGCUCAGAACGGUACAGAUAGCUUCAACAUAGUGGCUCCUCCCCCGAUGGAUUACUUGUAUGGCAGGUCUGAACGAUCUGCUUCAAGAACAAGCCUGGAUUCCUUGGAUUUGAAAAUCGUCCCUCCGCCACCGAUGCAUUUCAAAGAAUUUGACAAUAACAACGAUACAGAAAGUGUAAACUUAGACUUGAAUCUGCAAGCUUUAUUUCCGCCGUCAGGCUGGGAAGAAACAACGGACAAUAACAACAUAAACGGUUCGUCUAACUCAAGGAAGGCACGCAAAGGGUUCAAGAGAGGUUCUCAGAAAAGCAACGAUUUGGCGGAUUUUGAUCUUGAAAUUGUUCCCCCUCCCCCGCCGACUUUGCCACCUCCAACACUACCCCUCUCAAGUCAGGCUGACUAUGAUUUAGAAUUGAUGCCUUCAACUCUGUCUUACGAACCAGGGGAGUUGAAUAUCGACGAUAUCCUAGGAGACUUUGAACAAAACCUGUCAAUUCAGCCAGACUAUGAAGAUUCUUUACCUCCAUCUCCCCAGUCACCUGUAGAGCGUUACAUGGGAGUGCCCCCUCCCCCAGGGGAUGGACUUAUCAAGCCUCUAGUACCCCCGCUUAGGAAAGAAAGAUAA